Funneliformis caledonium is the source of this 309-nucleotide messenger RNA. The record is from the annotation of a GenBank genome assembly. Lineage: Eukaryota; Fungi; Glomeromycota; Glomeromycetes; Glomerales; Glomeraceae.
AUGUCUUCAGAAAUGAUGAUAAAUAUUACAGAAACAGUUUUUAACAAGCUUGAAGAACAAGUCUCUUUAGAAGAAUUAAAAAAUGCAGAAUUGCUAAAUUCAGCUGAAUAUCUUUAUAUAAAUGAAUUAGCCAUAAAUUUAAAUAUUUCAAAUAUAAUUGAUCUUCAAUCUCCAAUUUUUCAUUCUAAUGAGAUUUAUUUUAAUAAUGAAGAAAUAGAGAAAUUUUAUGAAAGUGAAUUUGAUGAUGAAAAUGAUAAAUAUGACGUGAAUGAAAUUAUUAUGAGUAGACUAAAAAGAAUGCAAUUUUAA